Molecule: messenger RNA, 3573 nt
Organism: Anguilla anguilla (European eel)
Lineage: Eukaryota; Metazoa; Chordata; Actinopteri; Anguilliformes; Anguillidae
Product: long-chain-fatty-acid--CoA ligase ACSBG2-like
Exons: 15
Coding region: 94-2547 (817 amino acids)
Cellular component (GO): membrane; endoplasmic reticulum
Molecular function (GO): long-chain fatty acid-CoA ligase activity
Source: RefSeq, a predicted model, not a curated record
AUUUGGCCUCCCAGCUCCUUCCCUGUUUGGAAAAAGCUGCCGAUGCCGUGUGGCUUCUUUCAGUAGAUCUGUCCAUUCUGGUGAAUUUACAAGAUGUCAGUCAAUGGUGUGGGCCAUCCAGGUAACCAAACCUACUCUCCUAGAGUUUGCUGUAUAGAGAAUGGCUUGGAUAAAUUUGUAAAUGCCCCCCUCAAAAAGGAUUCAUACACUCAGAGUACUGCUUCUCUUGAGGAGAAUAAAGUCAUUGUGAAUGGAAGCUACAACUGCCCCCUUACCAAUGGAGAGAUGGCACACAUUCACCAUGCAGAAGGACGGGACGCUCGAGCUGGGAGGAAGGUCGAGUCUACGUGCACAGGAGAGAGAGGGCCUGCAUUACUGGUGCAAUCUGGAAUUGGGAGGUGGGCCAGCCCCCUGGAACCACAGGGCCAAGAGGCAGCCAUCAACCAACAUUUUGUGGAGUUUCCCAAAUAUGGAACUACUAGACCUUGCAUCAAUAAUAACCUGGUACCCCUUAAGUUGCAUUCAUCUAUAGGACCACAUGGACCUCCAGGGUGUAAAGAGGCAUUGUCAUUCACAGCGACAGAGAAUGUUCAACCUGGCAUUGCCCUAGCUCCAGCAGAGCUGAUGUGGAGCACCUCCAGAGACCACGCUGUCAAGCUAAGAAUGGCCAAGUCGGGCCCUGGCUCCGAAGCCUCGAUGACUGUCUAUCAGAUGUUUCAGGAGACUGUGAAGAUCUACGGAGACCUCCCCGCACUGGCAGCCAAGAAGAAUGGGAACUGGGAGACGCUAACAUACAAGGAGUAUUUCCAGCAGUGUCGAGCAGCAGCUAAGAGCUUCCUGAAGUUGGGGCUGGAGCGUUACCAUGGUGUUGGAAUUUUGGGAUUUAACUCGCCAGAGUGGUUUAUUGCAGAUGUUGGGUGCAUUUUGGCUGGUGGCCUUGCAGUUGGAAUCUAUGUGACUAACUCUCCGGAGGCCUGCCAAUAUGUGGGUAACCACUGUGAGGCCAAUGUGCUGGUGGUGGAGAAUCACAAGCAACUUGUCAAAAUCCUCAAGGUUAAAGACCAGUUGCCACACUUGAAAGCUAUUGUACAGUACAAAGAUGAAUUGGAACAGAAGCUGUCAAAUCUAUACACGUGGAAGGAGUUUCUAAAGCUGGGAGAGGAUGUCAGUGAGGAAACCCUUAAUGAUGUCAUCAGGUCUCAGGUGGCCAACGAGUGCUGCUCCCUCAUAUACACCUCUGGGACAACGGGGCAACCCAAGGGUGCCAUGCUGAGCCAUGACAAUAUAACCUGGAUAGCCAAUACAGCUGGAAACAUGACUAACCUUAAGCAGGGGGAGCAGAUGACAGUCAGCUACCUGCCCCUCAGUCACGUGGCGGCUCAGGUCUAUGACCUGUGGAUCAGCAUGAGGUUUGCGGGAACAACAUACUUUGCUGAACCAGAUGCCUUGAAGGGCUCCUUGGUGAACACCCUGAGGGAGGUACGGCCCACAACCUUCCUGGGUGUGCCUCGGGUUUGGGAGAAGAUGCAGGAGAAGAUGAAGGCCAUGGGGGCGAAGGCUUCUAUGAUCAGGAGCAAAGUGGCAAAUUGGGCCAAGUCUAUUGGACUGCAGGCCAGUUACAAUGCAAUGAAUGGCAGUGACGCAGUGCCCUGGGGUUACAUGCUAGCCAACAGCCUGGUUUUCAAAAAGGUACGUGUCGCUUUGGGCCUAGACCGCUGUACAGCCUGCUAUACAGGGGCUGCCCCGAUCACCAAGGAUACGCUGGAGUUCUUUAUGAGCUUCAACAUCCCCCUGUUUGAGCUGUACGGAAUGAGCGAAAGUACGGGACCCCACACUGUAUCCUGGCAUUCAGCCAACCGCAUCAUGAGCUGUGGGAAGGAAGUAGUGGGAUGCAGCACAAAGCUGGACAAGCCAGAUGAGGAUGGGAUUGGGGAGCUCUGCUUCUGGGGCCGCCAUGUGUUCAUGGGCUACCUCAACAUGCGCGAGCAGACCGAAACGGCGCUGGACCAGGAGGGAUGGCUGCACUCUGGAGACCUGGGCAAACAUGACAAGGAUGGCUUCCUGUUCGUCACAGGUCGGAUCAAGGAGUUGAUCAUCACGGCGGGUGGAGAGAACAUACCCCCCGUGCCCAUCGAGGAUGCAGUUAAGGAGGAGUUGCCCAUCGUCAGCAAUGCCAUGCUGGUGGGAGACAAGAGGAAGUUUCUUUCAAUCCUGUUAACACUCAAAUGUAAUAUUGAUGACUCAGGGGAGCCGACCGAUGAGCUGGCCCCAGAAACCGUGGAGUUCUGCAAGCAGCGAGGCUUCACUGUGGUCCAUAUCUCAGAUCUCACCGUCAAGAUACCCCCAGCCAUAUCCAAAGCCAUCCAGGAGGGCAUAGAACGUGUCAACAUCAGGGCAACCUCCAAUGCACAGAAGAUCCAGAAAUGGACAAUACUGAAGAGGGACUUCUCCAUCUGUGGGGGAGAACUGGGUCCAACCAUGAAGCUGAAGAGGCCCAUUGUUCACAAAAUGUACAAAGAGGAAAUAGAGAGGUUUUAUGCUGAGUGAUGCACUUCCGGGAACGUGAGAUGUGGGAAUUCAGAAUUGACACAUGGGAAAGUCAUUGGACUGUGGAAUUUGCACUUUACGCUGUCUUUUGCACUUGAUCCACAACUGAGAUGACUGGAGAACAGCCCCAGUUCCCUCAUACCAUCAGUGUCUGUGUACUUGCACAUGGUAUUAUAGACUAAUACAUUGAGCUUUCACUGAACAUCUUUUCACUGCCAGCAUUUAAUUGAAUGCCAUCUAUGCUAUGGGUGAGACGUGAUCGAGUAAUCAGAUGUACAGUUUUGUGUAAUUGCCACAUCUAGCUGACUGAAUUCAAAUAGGCUCAUUUUCACUUGCCGGCAAUACAACUGAUACUUUCAGCAAUCCCUCUCUGCGGAGCAGUGUCUGUGCUCACAAUAUAUAAUUUAAUUAAAUUUCUUGUCACUUUGCAAUUUAGAAAAUGUAUAUGGGAAGUGGGAAUAAAUAUGUAUGCAAGUGACAAGUUUAAACCUCUAAAAUGUACUAUGCCAAACUAAAAUGCAGCAAACCUGGCAGCAGUGUUUGUUUGCUAUGACUGCUGUAAUUCGGUACCGUGUAUGUGAUGAAGCAAAUUCUUUUAAUGAACAGAAGUUGGUGAUGAGAGAGAUGGAGAAAACCAAUGCUUAUGUAAAAUAAAUUAGAACUUCUGCAUUCCUGAAAGAGAUAUCACAGUGCAAGUGAAAGACCCCUCUAAAAAGGGGCAUCAGCCUCUGUGUGAGGGUCAGAUGGAAUUAAUCAAUCAGUCAACGGUAAAGUGGAGUGUCACAAGUUACACAUCUGACCGAACACACAAUUACGGUAUAAAGUAAUUUUCCCUGCCAGUCGUAAACAUGCAGCUCAACUAUGGAGGGUGUAACUGUUAAAACGGUUAAGCACAGUAUGCGGGCAGCCACACUGUUUGAUGAAUCAAACAAGUUCAGUUGUUAGGAGCACAGCAAUCGCUUUAUGUAUUGCUCCUUGCCUUUUGAAAAUGUUUGAUUCUUUGUCUUGAUAGUGCUUUUGCACUAA